Molecule: messenger RNA, 945 nt
Organism: Lactuca saligna
Lineage: Eukaryota; Viridiplantae; Streptophyta; Magnoliopsida; Asterales; Asteraceae
Source: the annotation of a GenBank genome assembly
CCGACCCGUAAACGGAGGUGAAGAUCCAAAAGCACCCCCAUUCACAUUCUCUCUCUAAAACCCCUCUCUAUUUCUCUUCUCAAAAAUCCAAAAGCUCCUUUAGCGUAACUUCUACUCCUUCCAUGGCGAACAGCAAUCUACCUCGAAGAAUCAUCAAGGAGACACAGCGGUUGCUUAGCGAACCAGCUCCUGGGAUAAGUGCAUCACCAUCAGAAGAGAAUAUGCGUUAUUUCAAUGUCAUGAUCCUUGGUCCAUCACAAUCUCCUUAUGAAGGAGGAGUCUUCAAAUUGGAGUUAUUUUUGCCUGAAGAAUAUCCAAUGGCUGCCCCCAAGGUUCGAUUUCUCACAAAGAUAUAUCACCCUAACAUUGACAAGCUUGGCCGAAUAUGUCUUGAUAUACUUAAAGAUAAAUGGAGCCCUGCUCUUCAAAUUCGCACUGUACUUUUAAGUAUUCAAGCACUUUUGAGUGCUCCAAACCCAGAUGAUCCAUUAUCUGAAAACAUAGCAAAACACUGGAAAUCUAAUGAAGCUGAAGCUGUUGAAACAGCAAAGGAAUGGACCCAUAUGUAUGCUAGUGGAGCCUAACACAGGUGUCAUGUUUUUUUUCUCUUAAGAAAAUAAUAUGUAUAAUUAGAUAUUUUAAUUCACAAUUUCUAUUAGGGAUAAAAGUUUCAUUUUAUUUUGAGAUAAAUUACUCUCAUGUUAUAUUUUUCAUUGGGUGGAACAAAGGAAAAUUGUAAUUUUUUAUUUGUUCGAUAUUGGUUGGUUACUUAUGCGAUGUUUGAUAACCUCUGAACGAAUCAAAAACCUCUUAACGGUUUAAGAACCCUACCUUUUCUUAAUCAUUCGGUUGGAAUCAUUCAACACAGAUUAGUUUUAUUAAAUAGGUUGAAUGUAUGUCAAACGUCUGUUAUUUCUUUGUUGUGGUUACUGAAACAAAUGGUGU